GGAUAACAAUCGGACAAUCUGAUUUGAUGCUUGCAAUUGUUUCACAACGUGAUAUGCCCAUGGAGAGCGACAACAUGGCCUCACUCGAAUACAUCAAAUUUGUCCGCCAAUACUGGAGAGAUCACCCCGAUGCUGAUGAUAAUGAAGUUCUUCAAGAGUAUAACAAGACGCAACAAGGUUCCGUAUCUCUCUCCGAUCCAGGUCGCAUACAGAGGCUAAGGGAACAGUUCGGUUAUACCCCGAGAUUAGGAGGAAUCGGUGGCACAACUUAUCGGGAGGAGGCAUUUACAAACUUUGAAGGUGUCGAUGUGAAUAGUAAGUUGACGUGCAAGAGGCUGGAAACUGUAACAAAAUUACACAGUCACCUUCAGAAUGUAAGAUUCUUACUCGUGCGCUCACCCCCAAUGUCUGGAAAGACGUCGCUUGCACAACUCUAUGAGAACUACUUACUCACUACACAUGAUGAACUACGUAUAUUUCGGAUGUCGCUCAUAUGGUUGAGGAAGGAGGGAUCAAACUGGGAUUUUACACAGCAAUUCGAGGAUUAUAUGGGAGGGGUGUCAUGGGAUACCUUUGUCCGCGAGUGUGACCAAGUACAAACGAUACUGAUCAUGGAUGAAAUUCAGGUGUUAUACAAGCCGGAAGGUGUUUCAACCUGUUUAUUUGGUGGUGACAGGUUUUGGGACACAGUCAAGAGAGUUCUACAAGGCGGUGGUCUCCACAUCGUUACCUUUGCAUCCUAUGGAUAUCGUGGAGCAUAUAGUGGACCAGGCUAUCUUAAAACUAUAUCUCCUUUUGACUUAGACGAAAUUAAUACUUGGAAUUUUGAAGACGUUCGGUAUACUGAACAAGAGUAUGCAGAUUUCUUUGAUGUUUUUUGUCGCUCCAAUCUGAAACUGGUUCCUGAAGGGGAUUUCCCUCGACUCGCCAACUAUGUGAAAGAGGCAACCAAGUGCCAUCCUGGGCUCGUCUCUUUCGUUCUGAAUGAUAUUGUUUUACGAUUUCGACAGCAGCUAAACCAGGGUGUGGAACCGUUGACAUUUGAGAAAAUAUUCAAAUUUUUUCAGACAGAUGAUUUCUAUCGAGGCGUUAAGCGGACACGAGCAUGUCAUGAAGUCAUAGUGAUAUCUGAAGAACGACACCUUAUCGACAAAGUGUUGUUUCAACCUGGCGGUAUUGACACUCGCAGUGCAGUUGCAGACCGUCUGGUCAAAACAAACGUUCUUUCAGACUUCCGUCAAGGAUAUCAGUUGAGAAACAGGAAACUUGACUUCAUAUCACCACUAGUCCGUGCAGCUUAUCUUCAGGAACGUCUUGGAUCUAGAACCCAUGUACACACUUUACCAAAUUCUUUCGAAGAUUUUAUCAAGAAGGUGUUCGAAUUAAUGAGCUCGGAGACUUUCAAGAAAACCCUUUGUGUGGGUCGUGAUGGUCGACUACUGGAGAGAGUGUGGCAAAUGGAGUUUUACCAUGCAGCAAGGAAACUGCUUCCAAAGGAUGUACAUAUUUCUCCAGAUGUUGGUGCUGUUUUUGCUUUGGAGGGCUGGGUGGAUUUCUACGUUGAUGACGAACAUGAUUGGAUGAUAGAGCUAGUUCGAGAUGGUGAAGAUCUGGAAAAGCAUCGAGAGAAGAUGAAGAAGGACGGGCUAUAUGGUUCAAUUCUGAAAUGUGCUAAGCAUCAUGCAAUUGUGGAUAUUAGAAGUGGUGUGGGUAGACCCCACAACCUGAAAUCAGGUGUCAUUUAUGUUGUGUGUUCACAGGACUUUUCCAGAGUGGAAAUAUGUAUUAAUAGUAUUUGGGAGAAGGUUCGGCUGUGUGGAAGUGGAGAUUUGUACACCGAGUUGGGUUGCAAUUGUGGUUGCUCAAAAAUUAUCCCAAGAGAAAGGUUUGCCGAAUUGCGUGAAGCGUUUCAAGCUCUCUCUAAAUCUGAGCAAGAUAUAUUUUUAAUGGCCCAGCUGAAAGCGAUGAAUGCUGAGGAGAUAACUGCCAUUCGACGAAUUGGCCGUACUCAUUUGGAAAACGUCAGAAAUCACCUAGUGACGAAUGGUAUAAUACCACGUAUUCAUGGUAAUAUAAAACGAGUACCGCGAUGGAAAACCAAAAUAACCAUUGAUAUAACCAUUGUUACCGCCGUGAAGAAUUUUCUCGAGAACUAUGCCGAAAUACAUGGAUUACCAAGUCCCGGUAGAAAUGUCAAUCGCGUUACUCAAUCGCUUACACUUUUGCCAGCCGAAACAAGUUACAAGUCAGUCUAUCGUGAUUUUAUUGCAGGUCUUGAAAACGAUAGCACAUUGAAAUUAUUAAAAUAUGACGCGUUCCGCAAGUUGUGGCAUCAAUUAACGCCUUAUAUUCAAAUCAUGAGUCCAAGAACGGAUUUAUGUGACACGUGCCAACAUUUUCGGAAUGGCUUACAAUACAAUGCUCGUAAGGAAGAAGAAGCGAAAGAUUUAUUGAAAAAAUUCAAAGAACAUCUAGUUAAAGCUAAGCUAGAGAGAAAUUAUUACAACAAAAAUACGAAAUUAGCAGAACAACAGAGAAAAUUGGUAGAUGAGCAGUUUAUAAUAAGAGCGCAAAAUGUUCACGUUCCACAUUCCGAUCAACAGGUAAGUAAGAUUUAUUAUCUCAGUCCGCGUAAAGUGCAUUUAUUUGGUAUUCAAGAUGAAGCAGUACGCGAACAAAUUAAUUAUGUUCUCGAUGAAGACGAAAUUAUCGGCAAAGGUCCUAAUGGUACGCUAAGCAUGUGUGAUGGUAGUUUUGGAUUGAUUAAGAAACUAUACCGCAAAACAACGGUAGAUUGCGUGGAUCAUAUUGUUGAGGUUGUGAAAAAAUCGAGUACAGCUGGAUUAAAUAAAGCUCAGUGUUAUGGCAAUGGAAAAGGUUUUCAGUACUUGGAUUUUAAUUUCGUGUUGGGGAUUUUCUUUAAGAAAUUGAAUGGGUUGCAAAAAUAUCAGCAUUUUCUUUUUGAAGCAACUAAUCCUGGAAUUGUCAAAGCUCAAAUGGUUGCUAAUGGUGCUUUUACUGAAUUUAAUUUAUUGAAAACCAGAAAAGCAAGUGUUUCUGAAAUUACCAAAGAAAUUAAAUCUUUCUUCAUUUUAAUACUAACACCACCUCCAUUAGAUUACAAACGUCAAGAGUGCCUCUACAAAAAUAUUCGUCCAUUUGUCAGAGAUGAAUUUAAAGAUAUCACUUGCCCAAAGCUAGUUUAUGCUAAGUUCAGUAAACUCUCUUUGGAUAAUUUUUAUAUGUCAAUAACUACUCUUUACGAAUUAAUUAAACAAAAAUCUCAAGAGUUAGGCAGAUUCUUAUAA
Ambispora leptoticha is the source of this 3308-nucleotide messenger RNA. NCBI's taxonomy places the organism in Eukaryota, Fungi, Glomeromycota, Glomeromycetes, Archaeosporales, Ambisporaceae. The record is from the annotation of a GenBank genome assembly.